Molecule: messenger RNA, 1049 nt
Organism: Physeter macrocephalus (sperm whale)
Lineage: Eukaryota; Metazoa; Chordata; Mammalia; Artiodactyla; Physeteridae
Exons: 4
Coding region: 1-936 (311 amino acids)
Source: RefSeq, a predicted model, not a curated record
AUGGCCCGGGACCCUAGGCUCUGCCCGCACCGAGGGACUCCUCCCAGACCCGCCGGCCAGCUCCAGAAAGAGCAGGUGGAUCCACAGCCGCCUCCUCACCAGAGAGGAGGUUCUCAUCUUGUCGCAGGAAAAAUUCAGAGACAACAGGGAGAAGAAGGCACUGCGAGGACUUCUGGGGCACAGAGGGCCGAUGGGGCUGUUUACCUGCUGGAGCAGCAAGAGGUGCAGCCCUGGGCUCUGGGCCGGUUGGGGGCAGGGGUGCUUAGACAUCUCACUCUGCUCUCUUCCAGACUGAGGCCAAAGAAUUGGAGCGGGAUGCGCUGGACCCCUGUGUUGUCUGUCCUGAGCCCAGGGCUGGCACUGGACAACAAUGGAUCCGAGUUCCCUCAGGAGCAGAGACAGAGGCCCAGGUGGGAGCGAGUGGCCAGCGGGAGGUGGAGGUGCACAGCCCAGCAGCGGUCCGAGUGCAGGAAUCCGGGGCGGUUCUGGUCCCGUUGGGGGCGAGCCUGGGGACAGAAGCCCUUCUGCGAGGAGCGCUGUGCCGCCCGCCGGCUCCAGACCUCUGCCUCCUUCCCUGUGAGAGGAGGCCUUUGGGCGGCUCCGGACAGGGAGGCGGGCCCUCCUUCCCGCCGCUCCUCCAGCUCCAGGCCGGGGCCCGGCAGUGGAACUCCUUGUGCCUGCAGCGCUUGCCCCACCCGGAAGCCCGGGGCGCGGAGCAGAGAGGCCAUGGCCUGGGGCCCUAGUCUCCGCCCGCAUCGAGGGGCUCCUCCCAGACCCGCCAGCCCGCUCCAGGAAGAGCCGAAGGAUUCACAGCCGCCUCCUCACCAGAGAGGAAGUUCUCAUCUUGUCGCAGGAAAAAUUCAGAGACAACAGGGAGAAGAAGGUACUGCGAGGACUUCUGGGGCACAAGGGCGGAUGGGGUGCCACUUUGGCUAGAGGAGAACUCAUCCUUGGAGACCCAGCUCAGAUGUUGCCUCAUGCAAGAAGACAUGCUGUUGGCCACCCUUUCUUGCUGCCUUUGGCCCCAUGUGCCACACCCAGGACUGUGA